AUGUUAACAGGUGGAUUACCGGAAGAAACUCUAAAGAAAGUGCAAUAUCGGGAAUAUUGGGAGGAACCACAUUCCAAGUGGGGAAAUAUAGAUACGUGGGAUCACUAUUUCAUCGAAAAAGAUACCAGAUGCAACGAGCACAAGUCACAUAAUGCUCUAGGCGCUGAAUUAAAAGGUCAGUAUUUUUACGAAACGGCAAAUGUGCUACAUCCUGUGCUGCUGGUAUGGGGAAGAAGAGCGCUCAGUCUUAUGUACACCAUGACAUGCGUACUUUGCUGUGUGCUACGCCCUACGCUGCUGGCUUAUGGAAGAAGAGUGUCUGGUCUUUACAUCACUGCAGCGUGCAUAUUUUGCUUUUCAUGGGAGUCGUACCCUGCGACCGCUGGUCGAGUUGAGGUCAAUUUUGGGCCGAGAUGGGAAGCGAGUCACAAUCUAAAAAAUGGGAAACACCUUGAAGAUCCACCUGCUUACGAUACGAUACAAUCACACAACAUCGAAGACGAGGUGUCUAAUUCACAAACACAUCCAACCGUUGAGGAACCAAUAUUUGAUACACAUAUUGCCACAUUACUCCUACAAUAUAGAAGAGUUCUUGAAGAAAUGAGGAAUCAUUACGUAGAACAAGAAUCACAACGAGGCCGACACUUAUCUAAUAUGCUUAAGUGGUCUGUUGUGGACCAUUCUCUGUUUAAUGGAUUCAAGUUUGUUGUCAGCUUACUAAGACCAGCUAUUAACAUGUCAUUAUUGGAACCUAUCCUUAUGGAGAGCCGGAAUAAACCAAUUCAUCACGUAGUCACGAUUUUACGCAAUUUGAUUACUAAAGAAAUUGUAGAUGAUAUAAGCCCUGGCUUUAAAAAGAUGGCUAGAAAGAUUAUGGAAAGUCCAGGGAGUAAACCAUCAGAAAACCAUAUAAAAUCACAAAUGUGGGCCAAAAUCUUUUCGGAUACAUUUCUCAUUGAUUCAGACGAUAUUGAUGUGAAUUGGGAAUAUCAUCACCAAAUCCCGGGUAACGGUGGAAGCGGAUCUUCUAGAUCUGAUAUUGCUACUGUUGUUUUCAAUGACACCGAUCAACAGUUUCCCUUUUUUAUAGCUGAAUUUGAGACUGACGGAUUUUCAGUACAUAAGGAUGAAAUGGUCGUGGCGGCAGAAGCUACAUUCGAAUAUAAUCGUAUUCUUACAGCUGCCUACUAUUUAUCGGAAGAUGAAGUAAAUUCAUCUCGCCUGCAUAUUGGCCUUAUAAAUGGGACAACCAUUCAUCUGGGUUCGAUGAAGCCGAUCUAUGACGAAGAAAAAAAAUCUUUGAUUUAUGCCUACGAAGUGAAGCCAAUAAUGCAUUACUAG
Molecule: messenger RNA, 1341 nt
Organism: Acaulospora morrowiae
Lineage: Eukaryota; Fungi; Glomeromycota; Glomeromycetes; Diversisporales; Acaulosporaceae
Source: the annotation of a GenBank genome assembly